GGCGAGCUGUUGAUCAUGGCUGAGGUGAAACGAAUCAGAGACAUAACGCCGAAAUACACUCAGGAAGGAGACAAGGCAGAUAUUGAUGCUGCCGUUGCCGCAGCGCGCAAGGCCUUUGCGAGGGACAGCGAAUGGCGACAGCUGGAUGCCUCAGCGCGAGGCAAGCUGUUAUGGAAAUUGGCUGAUUUGGUAGAAAAGAACUUAAGCGGGCUUUCAUCUCUCGAAUGUUUGGAUGUUGGAAAGCCAUUUCCUCAGGCAGAAGGUGAUGUGAAAAUUGCGAUACAGUGGCUUCGAUACUUCGCUGGCAUUGCUGACAAGGUGUGCGGAAAAACGAUCCCGGUCGACGGCAACUACGUGUGCUUUACACGCUGUGAACCUGUUGGCGUCUGUGGUGCCAUUUUACCGUGGAAUUUCCCAUUGGCUCUGCUUUGCUGGAAAGUGGGACCAGCCCUUGCUGUGGGGUGUACGAUUGUCAUAAAACCUGCUGAACAGACACCACUGUCCGCACUGUAUUUUGCAUCGUUGGUUGUUGAGGCCGGAUUUCCACCGGGUGUCGUCAAUAUCGUUCCUGGCUUUGGACCGACUGCAGGAGCAGCAUUGACAACGCAUCCAGACGUAGACAAAAUAUCUUUCACAGGAAGCACGGAAGUAGGAAGGUUGAUCAUGAAGGGAUCCGGCGAGUCCAACUUGAAGAAGGUCACUCUCGAACUUGGAGGCAAGAGUCCAAAUGUGGUGUUUGCAGACGCUGACCGUAAGUGGACUCCCGUUUAUGGUUUUCUAUUUAUUUCAUAUUUGAUCUUUUCCUCGUAUCGUGCCGUUUCGGUCGCUACAACUGCUCUCUUCUAUGCCACCUCAUUAAUUACCGUUGGUUAUUUGAGUUACGAAAACACCUUACCUCGCCGUUUUCUCUAUUCCAGGUCACGUGACAGAUACUUCAGAAGGAGGAUUAGGUUCAAAUUUUACUAACU
Messenger RNA from Soboliphyme baturini, 968 nucleotides. The record is from the annotation of a GenBank genome assembly. Lineage: Eukaryota; Metazoa; Nematoda; Enoplea; Dioctophymatida; Soboliphymatidae.